Monopterus albus (swamp eel) is the source of this 1856-nucleotide messenger RNA. It is a transcript of the gene twf2, whose product is annotated as twinfilin actin binding protein 2. Gene Ontology annotation, molecular function: actin filament binding; actin monomer binding. NCBI's taxonomy places the organism in Eukaryota, Metazoa, Chordata, Actinopteri, Synbranchiformes, Synbranchidae. Gene Ontology annotation, cellular component: actin filament; myofibril; cytoplasm. Bases 431 to 1507 code for a protein of 358 amino acids. Gene Ontology annotation, biological process: barbed-end actin filament capping; positive regulation of neuron projection development; actin filament depolymerization. The record is from RefSeq and is a predicted model, not a curated record. The transcript is spliced from 8 exons.
AGGUCAUGCUGUCCUCCUCCUCCUCCACUGUUGGUGGUGUGUGGUGAGGGUUUCACAGACCAGUACCCAGGGCUGCACAGCCAGUGGGAGCUAAAUUUGGGCAAGAGGUGAUCAGAUUCCCUCUCUGUGUGCACAUGAUACUGUCCCAGUUACUUGAGCAAUGUCCCUUCUCACACUGUCACACACACUCAACGAGUUCAGACACUGGGCGAUCCUCUGCUCUUAAGCACUCAGAACAGUAUUUGGUCACCAUACUUGAACUAAAGGACUUUUUUACAGCAGUCUCUUUUGUUUGGACUUUAGUGUCUACUGACCAGACUGAAUAUUUGGGCCUGGUCCUCUGGAGCCUCAGUCUUGUCUGUAGCUUUUUCUUUGUCUCUCAACACCCCUGCUACAGCGCCUGGCAGGAGGAAGAGACUGCUGACCCACCAUGUUUCUCGCACUAGUGGUGACGCCAGAGCUGAGGGAGUUCCUGGCCAGGGUAAGAGGGGGAACAGUGCGCCUCUUCAAGGUGCGCAUCCAAGACGAGCAGCUGGUGCUGGGGGCCUACAGAGAGCCAGAGAAGAGCUGGGACCAGGAUUAUGAUCACUUCCUGCUUCCUCUCCUGGAUGACCGGGAACCCUGCUACAUCCUGUACCGCCUUGACUCCCAGAAUGCACAGGGCUACGAGUGGAUCUUUAUAUCGUGGUCUCCUGACCAGUCUCCUGUGAAACAAAAGAUGCUGUACGCUGCCACCCGUGCCACUGUGAAGAAAGAGUUUGGUGGUGGCCACCUGAAGUAUGAGAUGUUUGGCACAACUGAGGAGGACAUCUGUUUGCUGGGCUACCAGUGUCAUGUGUCGUCCUGCUCAGGUCCUGCCCCUCUCACAUUAGCUGAGCAGGAGCUCCAGAGGAUCAAAAUCACUGAGGUGAGAGGUCAGCCUGCUGUCAGCAGGGCUGUCAUCACUGCAGAGAUAAAUGUGGAGAGUAAACACCAGACUCUUCAAGGCCUUGCUUUCCCACUGCAAGACACAGCCAAGAGAGCCCUUCAGCAACUUGCCCAGAAACGUCUCAACUACAUACAGCUGAGACUUGAUGUAGAAAAGGAGAUAAUCGAGCUGGCCAACUGCAGCCCAACAGAAACUCGGGAUUUGCCCCGCAGAGUUCCAAAAGACACUCCCAGAUACCACUUCUUCCUUUACAAACACUGCCACGAAGGAGACUACCUGGAAUCUGUUGUGUUCAUAUACUCCAUGCCAGGGUACAGCUGUAGCAUCAAGGAACGAAUGCUAUAUUCCAGCUGCAAGAGUCAACUGCUGGAGGAAGUGGAGAAAGAUUACCAUUUGGAAGUUGCUAAAAAGUUGGAGAUUGACAAUGGUGAUGAACUGACAGAGGAGUUUCUGUACGACGAGGUCCAUCCCAAGCAGUAUGCCCACAAACAGGCCUUCGCUAAGCCCCGCGGUCCAGCAGGGAAAAGGGGACACAAGCGUCUCAUUAAGGGGACAGGAGAGACCAUACAAAAUAGCUAGAGAUGGACAAAAAAAAAACCCCACCUAUAGUAGUGCCUGCAGUUCCAGUUCUCCCAGUUUCCCCAGACCAGUUAAUAUUGUGUCAGGCCCAGGGAAAUGAUCACAGUGGAGGAUUUUCUUUGUUGUUUGUGUCCUGAAGCACUUGUGAUAUAUAAAAAAGCAUGAAUCUUUUUUUAAUGACUUCUCCAUUUGGAAAAGAGCCAAGCUGAAACGCAGACAUAUGACUUAAUUUAUUGUGACUCUCAUCUCUGUCUGGAUCUUCCACAUUUAAAAAUAGAAGUAGAUCUGCAAUUUAGACUUGCUCCAACUUGCAAAUGCAUAGCUGGAUGUUUUAGUCCUCAUGUCUAUC